AUGUAUGGGCUCUCCAACUCGGCUCUCAACGCCGACCUGGUCAUCACUAUCAACGUUUCUUCGAAUAAGCCUAUACGGAGCUCCGAAAGCCGAACCGGCCCUGGUGGCGAGCGAUUGGCUUCAAAAAGAAAGCUGUCUUGCUUUAUGGUGAGAUUUCCCAUCACGCAGACCAUGUUUCGUCUCUUCAAGUCUGACUUUUUCCAUUUCGAGGCGCUGCGCCUCCUCAGCUUCACUCCCCACGAUGGCGGGGAGGUGGCCGAAUUCUUCGCCGCAUUGGGCAAAAUCCGGGAGAACGACAGUGAGAGCUGGUACAACGCCUGGACAGAAGCUGGGGCCAAAGCAGAGGCUCUGGCAGCGGAAGCUGAACUGGCUGGCAACCGGGACGCAGCGCGCAAGGCAUUCUUUCGAGCAUCCAAUUACCAGCGUGCCGCCCAGUUCAUGUUGAACGGGUUUUCUGGCAAUGACCCUCGCAUCCUCUCCAAUUCAGAAACAGCACUUGGUAACUUUUGGCGUGCCGCCUCCUUGCUCGACGGCUGCUCCAUAGUGCGGUUAGAGAUUCCUUUCACCGACGAUGAUGGCACCAUUUCUCUACCAGCAUACCUGUGUCUUCCUCCGACUUCCAAGCGACUGCCGGGGAAAUUGCCCGUGCUCAUGCAGACGGUUGGCGGCGAUGCCACACAGGAGGAAAUCUUCCACAUCUACCCCAUGGCGGCCCUUGAGCUGGGAUAUGCAGUGGUGACCUUUGAAGGGCCAGGGCAGGGCAUUGUAAUUAGAAAGCAUGGCAAACCCAUGCGGCCCGACUGGGAGGUGGUCGUGUCUGCGGCUCUUGACUUUACGCACCAGUACGCCCACGACCACCCAGAGCUCGACCUCGAUCUCGAUCGGUUAGCGCUGGUCGGGUCCUCCAUGGGGGGCUAUCUAGCCCUCCGUGGAGCAGCUGAUUCUCGGGUUCGUGCGUGCAUUUCCGUUGAUCCGUUCUACAAUAUGUUUGACCUUCUCAAGGGACGCAUGCCCGAAAUUGUCAGGAACACAUUCAUCGCCGGUGGUUUCGUUCCCGAUGGUAUCUGGGACUAUGUAUUUGGCACUCUUGGCCAGGCCAACUGGCAGACGCGCUGGGAGUUUAAUUUUACGCGCUGGCUGCUUGGCCAGGAGACGGCGGCGCAGAUGAUGCGCAAGAUGCAAGAAUACACUUUGGCCACGGAGGACGGGAAGGGAUAUCUCACGCGCAUACAAUGUCCGACCAUGGUCACGGGCGCCCGGUUUUCCAUGUAUUGUCAGCCCGAGGUCAGUACACAUCGCAUCUAUGAUGACCUGAUCAACGUCCCCGUUGACAAGAAGCUCAUGUGGGUGGCGGAGGAUGAGGCCGAGGGCGGGCUGCAGUCCAAGAUUGGCGCUUUCAACGUGUUGACCACCAAGUCGUUUGCGUGGUUGGAUCAGAUUUUUGGUAUUGAUCGAAAGAUUGUGCUUUAG
This is a messenger RNA of Talaromyces rugulosus, 1470 nucleotides long. RefSeq lists its product as uncharacterized. Lineage: Eukaryota; Fungi; Ascomycota; Eurotiomycetes; Eurotiales; Trichocomaceae. The transcript has a single exon. The coding region runs from base 1 to 1470 and encodes 489 amino acids. The record is from RefSeq and is a predicted model, not a curated record.